Messenger RNA from Emiliania huxleyi CCMP1516, 942 nucleotides. RefSeq lists its product as hypothetical. The transcript has a single exon. Bases 1 to 942 code for a protein of 313 amino acids. NCBI's taxonomy places the organism in Eukaryota, Haptophyta, Isochrysidales, Noelaerhabdaceae. The record is from RefSeq and is a predicted model, not a curated record.
AUGCUCGUCGGCAUCCUUCUGACGCCUCUCUCGGCUGUUCUCGCUCCUGGCGACACCGUCACCGUUCUUGGCGCAUCGGGCAACGUUGGAAAGCUCGUCGCGCUACGGCUCGCCGACACGUUCAAGGUGCGUGGGGUGGUGCGAGAUGCGGCACGGGCCCGCGCCUUCCUGGGCGACAAGGUCUCGCUGUACGAGGCGGAUCUACGCGGCGACGACGUGACGGCUGCGCUCGCACCGGCGCUGGAGGGAGCGCAGGGCCUGGUCGUGUGCACGGGGACGACGGCGUUCCCGACGCAGGCGUGGUCGCCGAGCGGGCGCGAGGGCGUCUCGCUGCCGGUGCUCAGGGCGCUCUUCGACGCGCGCGAGGCGGGUGGGCUCGGCGCGGUGGUCGAGGCUGCGAUCGCGAGCCUGAGCGCGUCUGGCUUCAACACUCCGACAGUGGUGGACGAGGUCGGAAACUACAAGAUCCUUGAGGCGUGGGAGGCGGCAGCCGGCGCGUCGCGCAAGCGGCUGGUCCUGCUCUCGUCGGUGGGCGUGCAGCGGCGGGCCGAGAUGCCGUACCCAAUCCUCAACGCUUGCGGCGUCCUCGACGCCAAGGCGGCCGCUGAGGCCGCGAUCGUCGCAGACGCGGCAGGCGCGGGCUACGCGUACACCUUCGUGCGGCCGGGACAGCUCUUUGGGGGGCCGUACGACAACAACUACUACCUCGGCACGCUCUUCCAGCUCGACAAGGACGCCGAGACGCGCGAGGUGCUGCUCGGCAAGGGCGACGUGACGCUCAACGACGACCCGCAGCUUGGCACCCUUCGCUCCACGCUCGCGGAGGUGAUCGCGCAGACGCUCGAGUGCGGCGCCGGCGAGAACGCCGACUUCACGUGCGUCAACGCCAAGGGCGAGUUUCCCGAGCCGGUGGUGCUGCGCGAGCGGCUGGCGGCCCUGUGA